Meloidogyne enterolobii is the source of this 714-nucleotide messenger RNA. The record is from the annotation of a GenBank genome assembly. NCBI's taxonomy places the organism in Eukaryota, Metazoa, Nematoda, Chromadorea, Rhabditida, Meloidogynidae.
GCGGAGCGUAAGUAAGAGCUUGAAUUUGAGUAGACGGAAUUACAAUUAAAAAGAGAGGGUUCUGAGUAACAAUUGGAAUAGGUGGAGGAGGAGGCGGCGGAGGAAGAUAGAUGACAUUAGAAGUCGAUUGUACAUGAAAUGAGGGAUGAUUAUGAUUUGAAUUAAUUUUUAUGUCUUUUAAAGGGAUCGGUUUUGUAAUAGUUGGUUUUUCUUUAUCAGCUGGCCGGCUACUCUUCUUGUUUGAUCGGGCCCAUUUCUUUAUAAGGUUCUUUCGGUAGCUUUGUUCGUGGGUAGGGAGCCAUUCCAUAGAACCUGUAGAGUCGAUGCGGACACGUGAGCGGAUAGGAAUUGUUUUGGGUUGUUCCAUUGGCAGACCAUGUUCUUUUGGUGGUGCGGCAGGAAGUGGGAUAUCCUUCACGGCUAUUGCUGGUGGUUGUUGUUGUUUGUCGUCGAUAGCAGGUGUUGGAACAUGAGCGGGGCAAGAAGGUGGCACUGCUGCUGUAGGCGGACCAGAAGGCUCAAUCGUAGCAUCACCAGCACUAACUGAAAUUUUAUUAAGAUCCUCAGCCAAUGGCUUCGGAACAGUGGGUUUCUUGAGUAAUUUAUGGGAGGCUGGAAUAUUGUUGUUGGAAUUGGGAAGGUGUCUUUGUACUUGGGCAUUUAAGCAUUUUACUUCUUUAAUAUUUCGACGUAAUUUUGAAGACAUAAUUUUAA